This is a messenger RNA of Lingula anatina, 1184 nucleotides long. Its product is annotated as proteasome subunit alpha type-2. The record is from RefSeq and is a predicted model, not a curated record. NCBI's taxonomy places the organism in Eukaryota, Metazoa, Brachiopoda, Lingulata, Lingulida, Lingulidae. Gene Ontology annotation, biological process: ubiquitin-dependent protein catabolic process. Gene Ontology annotation, cellular component: proteasome core complex; proteasome core complex, alpha-subunit complex.
AAAGCUGCGAUUUAUUGGGUAUGAGAAGCCUCGUUAUCAGAAAAACACAGAGCAACAAGAAGCCGGCAGCAUGACAGAACGAUAUAGCUUUUCUUUAACAACAUUCAGCCCUUCUGGGAAGUUGGUGCAGAUAGAAUAUGCAUUGGCAGCUGUAGCAGCAGGAGCGCCGUCAGUAGGAAUUAAAGCAACAAAUGGAGUUGUCCUGGCCUCUGAAAAGAAACACAAGUCAGUACUGUAUGAUGAACAUAGCAUUCACAAAGUGGAACUCAUCACCAAAAAUAUAGGCAUUGUAUACAGUGGCAUGGGGCCAGAUUAUAGAGUUCUGGUCAGAAAUGCACGCAAACUAGCCCAGCAGUACUUCUUAACAUACCAAGAACAAAUCCCAACACUCCAAAUGGUACAAAGGAUAGCUAACGUUAUGCAGGAAUAUACACAGUCAGGUGGUGUUCGUCCAUUUGGAGUGUCUCUCCUUAUAGCUGGUUGGGACGAGGAUGAAGAGAGGCCAUAUCUGUAUCAGUGUGAUCCAUCUGGAGCUUAUUUUGCAUGGAAAGCCACUGCUAUGGGAAAGAAUUAUAUAAACGGCAAGACUUUCCUAGAAAAGAGAUAUAGUGAAGAUCUCGAACUGGAAGAUGCAGUGCAUACGGCCAUCUUGACAUUGAAGGAGAGUUUUGAGGGUCAAAUGACGGAGGAUAACAUCGAAAUAGGAAUAUGUAAUCAAGAUGGAUUCAGGAGGCUGAACCCUACAGAAGUGAAGGACUACCUAGGGGCAAUUGCAUAAAAAGUGGGACUCAUCUGACUGGUAAAGUGCGGUCUAUUGUGUAUAUUUUGACUGGUAGAAUGUCGGAUCUCAUCCAGUGUUGAAAUGUAUGACUUAAAAACGGGAAGAUAACGCUGUGCAGGUUUUUCAGACUUCGAGACAUGGACGUGUUAAAGUACUGUAAACAGAGCUUAACCACAGCGCCAUGGUGGUGAAAAUGUUGCAUAGGAAAUUACUGGGAUUGCUAAUCAGUAUCUAGAAAUACACACAGAAUAAGCUUGUGGUAACAGCUGAAAGAAAAACGUUCAUUGUAUGUUGGGCUGUAAGGAGCAGAAGUAAAUGCAGAAAUUGGCACCAGAUUUUUCAGAUACUUUAUAAACCAUCAUAACUAGAAAUCGUUUUCAAGUAAUUAAAAGGCUUUGUGAAA